Bradysia coprophila is the source of this 2986-nucleotide messenger RNA. Its product is annotated as putative sodium-coupled neutral amino acid transporter 10. Gene Ontology annotation, molecular function: L-amino acid transmembrane transporter activity. The record is from RefSeq and is a predicted model, not a curated record. Lineage: Eukaryota; Metazoa; Arthropoda; Insecta; Diptera; Sciaridae. Gene Ontology annotation, biological process: amino acid transmembrane transport. Gene Ontology annotation, cellular component: membrane.
ACAUUCUUGUGCUUUAUUUACCAACUUUGCAUUAACCUCAAACAAAAGUACCCAACGUAUACAAUAAACACAUCACCUUAGUUUCCAUUAUUUACUUAUAAGAAUGAUAUCUGACCAGUUGAUUUUAUGGCAUAGCUGUUGAUUGGCGCAACAAAAUAAUAACUGCCACAAUGGGAGGUAAAAUGGUAUACACGAUGACACUGGCGAACAGUAUAAUUGGGGUGGGUAUACUAGCCAUGCCAUUUUGCUUUCAAAAGUGUGGAAUCAUCCUAGCUAUUUGUCUUCUCGCCGUUAGUAACUAUAUUACCAGAUUGUGCUGUUACUACCUAUUAAAAUCAUCAGCAAUAUGCCGCAGACGUUCGAUGGAAAUUAUUGCAUUUUCAAUUUUCGGCUCGUCGGGAAAACUUAUGGUGGAACUGUGCAUCAUCGGCUAUUUACUGGGUACUUGUAUAACGUACUUUGUUGUUGUUGGCGACCUGGGACCACAGAUCAUAGCAAAAAUGUUCGAUCUACAUCAAACGUAUACGCUCAGGUCGUACGUUAUGAUCUUUGUGACCAUUGCUUGUAUCAUUCCAUUGGGUCUGCUGAGGAAUGUUGACAGUCUUGCCGCUGUUUGUACAGCUUCAAUCGGCUUUUACUUCUGUCUGGUUAUGAAGAUUAUGGCCGAAUCGACAGAACGAAUAUCAACCGGAGAUUGGACGGAUAAUGUGGAUUAUUGGAAUUGGUCCGGGGUGUUGCAAUGUUUGCCCAUAUUUAGUAUGGCAUUAUCAUGUCAAAUGCAGCUGUUUGAAGUCUUUGAGAAUGUGUCGAACAUAUCACUGGACAAGAUGAACGACUACGUAAAGUCUGCUACGAAUAUCUGUACGUUCGUCUACAUUUUGGUUGGAUUUUUCGGAUACGUGGCAUUUUCUACGAAACCAUUUUCGGGGAAUAUAUUACUAAACCUUAGUCCGUCGCUGGCAAGCGAUGCAAUUAAGAUUGGUUUUGUACUAUCGGUGGCAUUCAGCUUUCCAUUAAUCAUAUUUCCGUGUCGAGCCAGCUUAAAUUCAUUGCUGUACCGACGAGGACACGCCGAUGUUGCCCAUUACAUUCCAGAACAUCGUUUUAAGCUAAUUACAAUUUCGUUGGUUUCACUUGCUCUGGUAGUCGGCAUAUUAAUCCCUUCCAUCGAAUUAGUUAUUGGAUUUAUUGGAUCUACGAUUGGUGUAGCCAUUUGUAUCAUGUUUCCGGCAUCGUGCUUUAUCAAAGUUUGUCAGAAAAAUUCAACGGAGAAACUGCUCGCUCAAUUUCUGUUGAUAUUCGGCUUCAUAGUAAUGGUUCUCGGAACGUAUGCUAAUCUGAAUGCCAUUGAUGAAAAGAAUUCGGGAAGCUUUGAAGAGACUGAUCACAUUUUGAAGCAUAUUGAUGAUUCAAUCGAACAGCCGACAAUGAAUUUAUCCAAAAAGAUCGAAAAUAUCCUUCUGUCACACGAUGUUACGCCAUCUAAACUGGAAUUAGACCUGAAAAAGCUUCCUGAUGAAAUUGAACCAUUUCCAAAAGCACCGAAACCCAUUCCAGUGGAGAGUAAAUAUCACGAGAAUCCGGUUGACGGAUUGAAAUUGAUUGACGAUCCAGAUCCUAAAGAAGAUUCAUCUGUUCCCAAGGCCGUAGAGGUUAAAUUAAUACCGCUCGACGCUGACAACAACAUUCAACCAAUCGCCAAAUUCCAGGAUUCCAAAAAGUCUAAUGACAUCAACAAGGAGGCAAUCCAAAAAGAAGAGCAAGAAAUCGCGAUCGAGAAGAAAGAACAAAUAGCAGACGACUCGAACAGCGAAUUAAAGAGAUUGGAAGAGACUAAAAAACUGCUUCAGGAAGUGAAAGAAAUGAAGGAUGUGCUGGAAAAACAAAAUCAAGAAACGCAACAACUGGUGCUUCAGAAGUUCGACGAAAUCGUCGAUAAAGUGGAGAAAAUCGAAAAGGUGCAGGAGGAGGACAACAAGAAACAUGAGGAAGAGAAGGCAGAGAAAAAGCUUUUGGGCGAACAGAAAGCAGAAGAGGAAACUGUAGUCCAAUCUAUACAACUAGAAAAGACCAACGUAGACGACCAAGAAGAUAAAAACGCCGCAAACAUUCAACCGCCGAAUGUGGUGACCAAUCAAACCAUGAACGGCCCGAUUAUCAGCAUGUUGAUAAAUAAACAUGCCAAUCAAGUCGAUCUGAUCCCUAAUAACAGUCGAGAAAGCAAUCCCAAGCAAGUUUCGAAAGAAGACGUAGUAGAACAUGCGGCUAUUCAGAGAGAUUUACUCCAUGUGCACGAAGCAGCCGAUCAGUCUGCGAUAAUUGCGGAUGAUGAAAUAUCGCAGGCGGAACUGUUGCGACAAAAGCGAUCGGUUGAGAUUGAUGAAGACUGCGUGAAACCUGUCCUGAAUGAUGAAAGUAUAUCGUUAGUGUCAGAGAAUCGAAAGAAUUUCCCUGAUGUAAGUAUAGAUCUGGUGGGUAAGAUGGUUGGCAGAGACUUAAAAUCUGUGCAGGACACAAGAUAAUUCAGCGAAAUGGACUGGACACGUAUGUUAUUUAAUGUUAUUUCGAUGGUGCGUCAGUAGUGUACUGAAAUGAAAAUCGCUGUUGUUACGCUAGCGGAAAAGUGAAAUCUGUCCUAUUUUCUGGUUUGGGAUUGUUGUGGUUUGUUAUUGUUCCAACAUGAAUUUGGUUCGGAAAUUCAAUUUGGAAAUUGAGAUUGAGAUUCAGUUUUCGUAUCUAGUACAAAGUCAAAAAAUUAAAAUCUCGAUUUUCAUUUGCUCAACGAAAUUUAUGUAGGAACACUUCCAAACCACAACUUUCAAAUCAAGAACCUCGGACUUCACUUCACUUCGAGUGUACGUAAAAUGCUAAUUUUGGUGCGAGUCAGGGCAUUUUCAAAUUUCAUUUAAGUUUGUCUAGCAUGUUAACUGGAUGUAAAUUUUAUUUAUAAAGAAAACAAUAAAAAUUUGAUUUUCAGGGACAUAAA